Molecule: messenger RNA, 1227 nt
Organism: Tuber melanosporum (Perigord truffle)
Lineage: Eukaryota; Fungi; Ascomycota; Pezizomycetes; Pezizales; Tuberaceae
Exons: 4
Coding region: 1-1227 (408 amino acids)
Cellular component (GO): mitochondrion
Molecular function (GO): (S)-2-hydroxy-acid oxidase activity; (S)-2-hydroxyglutarate dehydrogenase activity
Source: RefSeq, a predicted model, not a curated record
AUGUUUCUUAGGACAUCAAGGAGGCUUUUUACAUCUACGGCGGGGGUGGGGGCGGGGGCGGGGGAGAUACCUUCUAGGAAUGAUUUUACGCAUUGUGUCAUAGGAGCGGGAGUUGUGGGCUUAGCUGUCGCCAGACAAUUAUCCAAAAGGCCAGGAACAAGUACGUUAUUACUUGAGCGACACAAAGCAAUUGGUACAGAGACUUCGUCCAGGAAUUCCGAGGUGAUCCACGCGGGCCUCUACUACCCACCCAACAGCCACAAAACCACGCUCUGUAAGACCGGCAGCGCCCUUCUCUACGCCCUCUGCGAAAAGUACCACAUCCCCUACCGGCGGACCGGCAAAUGGAUACUAGCGCAAGACUCCAGCCAACUCGAAUCCCUCGAGCGCUUGCAUGCUCACGCCCGCGCUCUCUCCAUCCCUAUGACAUGGCUUACGUCCGAGCAAGCGCGCUCGCGGGAACCCGCCGUCCGGGCGGAAGCCGGAGUUCUCGAGUCACCGCUGACUGGCAUAGUAGACUCGCACGCGCUGAUGACGUUCCUGCACGGCGAUUUCGAGAGUGCCGGCGGUGACUUUGCUAAGGGCGCGCGGGUGGUCGACGUCCAGACGAUUGGAUCCGGCGGGGAUAUGGGGUAUAGGGUUGCCGUGGAUUAUUGUGGGCAGGGCGGUGGUGGUGGGGAGUUUAGUAUUUCUGCGGAUGUAUUGGUUAAUGCAGCGGGCCUGUCCGCCAUUGACAUCUCAAAUAUGAUUUUGCGGAGCCACCCGGAGAGGCUAUUGCAGGCUUACUUUUGCAAGGGAACGUACUUCUCCUACUCUGCUCCCACGCCCAAAGUCAGGACUUUGCUGUACCCCACGCCGAUCAAAGGCUUCGCCGGGCUCGGCACCCAUCUGACCGUUGAUAUGGCCGGGCGUGUCAGGUUCGGGCCCGACGUGGAGUGGGUGUCGGAGCCGAGCGACCUGAAACCCAACGGGAGUAGGGUGGCCGCGGCGAUUGCUGCUAUAAAGACUUAUUUGCCCGGGCUGCGUGAGGCUGCGCUCGCACCGGAUUAUUGUGGGAUGAGGCCCAAGCUGGUGCCUGAAGGAAAGGGUGGGGUUGGGCAGGUGGACUUUAUCAUUCGGGAGGAGGAGGGGUAUGGUGGAUUUGUGAAUCUACUAGGGAUUGAGAGUCCUGGACUUACUUCUUCGUUAGCAAUUGCAGAGAUGGUUGAUGGGAUUUUGUACAGGUGA